Messenger RNA from Leptinotarsa decemlineata (Colorado potato beetle), 581 nucleotides. RefSeq lists its product as uncharacterized. The record is from RefSeq and is a predicted model, not a curated record. NCBI's taxonomy places the organism in Eukaryota, Metazoa, Arthropoda, Insecta, Coleoptera, Chrysomelidae. Gene Ontology annotation, molecular function: zinc ion binding; nucleic acid binding.
CGAAAAGAAGAAGAAGAAGAAGAAUUGUUACAUAUGCUGUGAUCUGUGUUCCUACAUUCCUAAACGAGCCAAACCACAGCUAUUGAAAAAUAAACAAUAUUUUGUGCCACUGUGCCCAAACAGAAACGAAAUGACUUUGGGAUCGUCAACAAAGGCCUAUUAUGGUAAAAAAAAAACUAAUGUCUAUCCUCCUCAAGGAGUUCGAUGUCAAAAAUGUCUUGAAUAUGGCCAUUGGUCAUACGAAUGUACUGGCAAAAGAAAAUAUGUACAUCGAUCUUCUAGAAGUCAACAGCUUAAGAAAAGGUUAAAAGCGAAAGAAGAAGGUAAAGAUAUAGUCAUAUCCACGCCAAAAUUAAAACACAAAGCUCUGGAAAGUAGAAGUUCAGACAGUGAUAGUACAGACUCGGACUCUUCUACCAGUGACUCAAGUGAUUCGAGCACCAGUGAUAGUGAAACAAGUAGUAGUAGUGACUCGAGUAGUGAUACUAGUGUUAAAAGUCAUUCUAAAUUGCAACAGGGUAUUCAAGUAAAACAUAAAGCAUAAAUUAUACCAGCUUGAACUAAUAUACUGCUUAAAAUUU